Pygocentrus nattereri (red-bellied piranha) is the source of this 2404-nucleotide messenger RNA. Its product is annotated as B-cell receptor CD22-like. The record is from RefSeq and is a predicted model, not a curated record. The coding region runs from base 1 to 2310 and encodes 769 amino acids. Lineage: Eukaryota; Metazoa; Chordata; Actinopteri; Characiformes; Serrasalmidae. The transcript has 15 exons.
AUGGAGGAAGAUGGCCACCAGAACGUUGACCCUAAUGUUAAAGACGACACGUACACAGCUCUUGACACUGUGUCCAGGUCCUCUGAUGAUGUGUACAACACACCUGCAUGUGGAGAGACCCACAGUGGACCUGUGUCAGGUCAUCUGAGGACUAACCCUGUGGUGCACCGCCCACCCAAAUCCAUUAAGGGCCCACGGUGGACCAGCUGGUGUGGACCCAGUGUGGAGAGACCCACAGUGGGCCUGUGGCCCACUGUGGACCAGCUGGUGUGGACCCAGUGUGGAGAGACCCACAGUCGGCCUGUGUCAGGUUAUCUGUGGACUAGCCCUGUGGUGCACCGCUCACCCAAAUCCAUUAAGGGCCCGCAGUGGACCAGCUGGUGUGGACCCAGUGUGGAGAGACCCACAGUGGGCCUGUGUCAGGUCAUCUGUCGACUAGCCCUGUGGUGCACCGCCCAACCAAAUCCAUUAAGGGCUCGCUGUGGACCAGCUGGUGUGGACCCAGUGUGGAGAGACCCACAGUGGGCCUGUGUCAGUGAGAAUUUACACAUUUCUGUGUUUUGUGUUGCAGGAGUUGUUGCUCAGGAUGGAUGGGAUGUGUAUUACUACAAAUCUACAUCUAUCUGUGCUCUAAAGGGGUCUACAGUGACCAUGAGGUGCAUUUACACAUAUCCAAGAGGUCUCACUGUCCUAAAAGCUUUCUGGACCAAACAGUGGGGUCGAGGUUCAGAGGCUCCUGAUCUGUCAGAUGAUCCAGAGUACAGAGGCAGAGUUCAGUAUAUCGGAAAUAAAAAACACGACUGCACUCUCAGACUGAGGGAUGUGAGAGAAACUGAUCAAAGUAAAUACUACUUCAGAUUUGUAACAGACCAACCUGGAGGAAAGUAUCAUGGUGCAGUUGGAGUUGAUCUUUCAGUCACAGAUCUCCAGGUGGAGGUUCCUGAGAGAGUGAUAGAGGGAGAUAAAGUCACUCUCACAUGUAAAACCACCUUCAGUCUGACAGUCAGACCAAAAUUCACCUGGUACAGAAAUGGACAUCCUUUAUCCUCUAAUACUGACCAGCUCCACCUGCAGCCGGUCAGCAGGGAGGAUGCAGGCAGGUAUCGCUGUGCUGUACUGGGUCUUCGCUCUCCUGAGGUCACUCUUAAUGUGAAAUAUCUCCAGGUGGAGGUUCCUGAGAGAGUGAUAGAGGGAGAUAAAGUCACUCUCACAUGUAAAACCAGCUUCAGACUGUCUUACAGACCAACAUUCACCUGGUACAGAAAUGGACGUUAUUCAUCCUCCAAUACUGACCAGCUCCACCUGCAGCCGGUCAGCAGGGAGGAUGCAAGCAGGUAUCGCUGUGCUGUACUGGGUCUUCGCUCUCCUGUGGUCACUCUUAAUGUGAGAUUGUUGAGCGCGUAUGUUAGGAGAGGCAGCAUGGAGAAACAGAAGCGGCAGAACGGGGGAGCGGAGAAGUUACGUGCAAAGAAAUUGAAGAGUCUCACUGUAGAUGCUGCAAAAUGUGUAAAAAUCACAGACGUGUUCGCUGCUGUAGCCACCACGUUCUCUAGACCAUCACCUACCUUAACUGUAUGGUUCAAAGAGCAUCUCAGUGUCUCCUCUGGUGAAAUUGUGGAGGGCAGGUCAGUGACUCUGACCUGCAGCAGUGAUGCAAACUCACCUGUGCAGAACUACACCUGGUUUAAAGGAACAUCAAGAGUAGGAAAAGGAGAAACUUACACAAUGAAGGAGAUCAGCUCUGUGGACAGUGGAGAAUACAAGUGCAGGUCCAGUAAUGAACAUGGAGAGAAACUCUCUGAAGCUCUAACUCUGAAUGUUUUGUAUCCUCCAAAGAGCGUCUCAGUGUCCAUCAGUCCCACUGGUGUAAUAGUGGAAGGCAGGUCACUGACUCUGACCUGCAGCAGUGAUGCAAAUCCACCUGUGCAGAACUACACCUGGUUUAAAGAAGGGGGAAGCUCACCUGUAGGAUCUGGACACAGUUACAGGGCUCCACAGAGAGGAUCCUACUACUGUGAGGCUCAGAAUGAACACAGAUCUCAGAAAUCAGCUGCAGUGACUAUAAAAGGGGUCUGGAAUUCAGCUCUAUAUGCAGUUAUUGGAGUCACAGCUGGAUGUGGAUGUUUAUCUGUUAUCAUUGCUGUAUUUUGUGUAAGGAGAAAGAGAAGAGGCAGUUCAGCUGAUGAUAAAAACCAGACACAGAACGUUGACCCUAAUGCUAAGGAGAACACAUACACACCUCUUGACCCCGUGUCCAGGUCCUCUGAUGAUGUGUACAACACACUUGCAACUGUCAGAAACAAACUCUGAAACCGUCACCAUGGAAACCACCCAAACUGAAGUGAACCACCCAUCGAAAUCAGAUGAGCUAGAGAGAGAUAGAGAGAGAGAUAGAGAGAGAGAG